GUCAUCCUUGUUCCUACCAUUUACUAGCUGGGUGCUUUGAGUUAGUGAAAAGAUUUUCUAGGUACUUCCAUUUCCUUACUAUAAAGCAGCAUAACAACUAACAAACUUUUUGCAAGGGUUAUUAUAUCCACAAGCGCCCUGCCAACCACUGGGCUGAGUUUUGGAAGAUCAGUGCUGGUGUGGUGGCCUCUGCCUUCAGAACUUGCAGCCUGUUGGGGUCAUUAGCUGUGAAGCAGGAGAGCUCUGCCCAAUUUCUGACAUAGUGGCCAAGUCUGCAGGUGCAGGUGAGGUGCGCAUGCGCACAGGAUCUAAAACAAUAUUUAGACAUUUUUUCUCUCUUGGAAACUGAGCUGAGGAGGGAACCCAUGCUCCUGCACAUGGAAGCACUGUGCUCUACAUCUAACUAUAUAACACACCCCAGCCCGUUCACAAAAGCCUUUUGAGGGGAUCCUAUUUCAUAAUAGGUUGCUUCACGUGACCGCCAUUGUAGAUCCUAAACUGCAGAAUGGCAGGGACGGGCGAGGAGCAGAUCCCUGGCGCCGACCAGUUAUAUGUCCAAUACCAAGGAUAACCACCUUCAGCCAGUUUUAAAGUCUUGAGAGGCGCGUGCGCAGUACUCUUGCCUCGUCCCCUGCCUCUUCGUCGUGGAUUGGCGAAUUCCAGUCACGUGGACGCGCCUCGCCUCUUCCUCGCAGCAGAGGGCUCGCCCGCUGGCUUGUUUCCGGUUCCGUAGGUCCAAGAUGACGGAGCCGGGCGCCUCUCCCGAGGACCCCUGGAUCAGGGUGGAGUACGCCUACAGUGACAACAGCCUGGACCCUGGGCUUUUUGUAGAAAACACCCGUAAGGGAAGUGUAGUGUCCAGAGCUAAUAGCAUCGGUUCCACCAGUGCCUCUUCUGUCCCCAACACAGAUGAUGAGGACAGUGAUUACCACCAGGAGUCCUACAAGGAAUCCUACAAAGACCGCCGGCGGCGAGCACACACCCAGUCGGAGCAGAAGAGGAGGGACGCCAUCAAGAGAGGCUAUGAUGAUCUUCAGACCAUCGUCCCCACCUGCCUAGCAGCAGGAUUCUCCAUUGGUUCCCAAAAGCUCAGCAAAGCCAUCGUUCUACAGAAGACCAUCGACUACAUCCAGUUUUUGCAUAAGGAGAAGAAAAAGCAGGAAGAGGAGGUGUCUACACUACGCAAGGAUGUCACAGCCCUAAAGAUAAUGAAAGUGAACUAUGAGCAGAUUGUGAGGCACAUCAAGACAACCCCCACGAGGGGGAGGACCAGGUAUCUGAAGAGGUCAAGUUCAACGUGGUUCAAGGUGUCAUGGACUCCCUGUUUGAGUCCUUCAAUGCCUCCUCUCUGUGGCCAGUUUUCCAAGAGCUGUCAGCCUGUGUUUUCAGAGCUUGGAUUGAGGAGCACUGUAAGCCUCAGGUAUGGGGCAGAAAUGAGCUGGGGUUCUCCAGCUACCCAUAGGAUAGUGAACAAAGCCACUUUUUGUUUCAGAAAAGUAGGAUAGCCUCAGUGUCUUGGAGUGUAUCUUCAACUUCCAGUGUUCUGUUUCGUUCUGUCCAUGCUUCCAGCUGACGUUUUCACGUUAAGGUCUCAUUUGCAAGUAGGGUGUGAGCGCUCAAUGCCAGGGCCCUCUUGUGGCUUUUGUUUAACCCAUGUUAUGCUAUUGCUGCCUCGUUUACCACUUGUUGGCUGCCUUGUGUGGAAGCCCUGUGAUCACCUGCAGCAGUUACGUGCAGUUUUCGGAAAUAUGUAGAUUUCAGGCCCUCACUCCCAGGCCCACUAAAAUAGUUGCCCCAAGAGCUUUUGAUUAUUUAAGAGAGAUGGUACUAAUGGUCUUCUGAAGUCUGGGUGCUUUUUCUCAGGCUUGAACUUGUAUCUGAGAAUCAUGUAAUCAUGUUUCCCAACAUUAUAAUUGUAUUUGCUUUAUCAUAUGUCUGUCUCUUCAUGCAUUUUUUUUUGU
Molecule: messenger RNA, 1961 nt
Organism: Sciurus carolinensis (gray squirrel)
Lineage: Eukaryota; Metazoa; Chordata; Mammalia; Rodentia; Sciuridae
Gene: Mlx
Product: MAX dimerization protein MLX
Exons: 7
Coding region: 741-1505 (254 amino acids)
Biological process (GO): regulation of transcription by RNA polymerase II
Cellular component (GO): nucleus
Molecular function (GO): DNA-binding transcription factor activity, RNA polymerase II-specific; RNA polymerase II cis-regulatory region sequence-specific DNA binding; protein dimerization activity
Source: RefSeq, a predicted model, not a curated record